Messenger RNA from Microthlaspi erraticum, 564 nucleotides. The record is from the annotation of a GenBank genome assembly. NCBI's taxonomy places the organism in Eukaryota, Viridiplantae, Streptophyta, Magnoliopsida, Brassicales, Brassicaceae.
AUGAAUGGGAAAAAGAAAGUUCGUUCGAUUUUCGACAACUGCCGUGAAACUGCGUCUCAGGAGAGUUUUCUACGGAGAUGCGGCUUUGCUCAACGAGGCGUUCCUCCAGAUUCCGAUCCUUCGUUAAACGACGGAAUUGCAUCUCACCGUGCGGCGUCUGAGACCGAGAGUUUAAACGACUCGGGGUACGACGAGGAUUUGGUGGAGAGUCAUGCGAUUCGAUUCGUCUCUCCCCCGGAAAGCGCGGAUACCGUUGAUUUAGAGGAGGAUGCGACAGAUCGGACGGUUCCUGUUGAAUCGGAGGUUGGUGAUUCAAUUGCUUUGGAGAAAUCUGGUGAUCCGUCAUCUUCAGGGCGUCGUAGGUUGGAAUCUUUAUCGAAAGAAGAUGGAGGAAAGAAGAAGAAACUUAAAGUUCCUUUGAGGGAUGUUGUGAAAGCCAUAGUUAUGAAUUCGAGGAACCCAGAGGACGAAGACAAAGAGAUUGAGAAGAUGAGCUGCGUGCAGAUUCUCAUGAAGAAAGGAUUCAAAUUUCCUGGAGUGGUACAAAACCCAUCAAAAUUUUAA